AUGGCGACGGCGUGCGCUGCGGCGCUCGACAGCACGCUGAGCUCGCUCUCGAACUUUCCCGGCUUCUCGAGCUGCAACUUCUUGUCCGCCUUGGCACGCAACAACGUCGACUUGAGCCUCGUCGCGAGCGACUGCGGCUCGGUCAUCUGCAGCACCUUCCUCGCGACCAGCUUCUGGAGCUCGCGCUUCAGCAACUGCGACCUGAGUGACGGCGUGAACACGAUUCCCGUGUCGACCUUGCGCACCAUUUGCUUUUACCCAAGCAAGCAAGAUGCGCUCACCCGCGCGCCGACGACCAAGCCGCCCAAGACGACGACGCCUCCACCGACAACAACACUGACGCCGACCACGACGCCGCCGGUGACCGCCAUCGCGACGCGCAGCCCGAUCGACGACGCCUCCAGAGGCAACCAAACUACAUUGACGAGCGCUGCGUCAUCAACGGGCACGACUGGCAUGACAGUCGGGCUCAUUCUCAUUGGCCUUGGGCUACUGCUACUCCUAUGCCUUUUCGUGAUGGCCCGAAAGCGAGCGCAUCGCCAGAAACCGCAAGCACCCAUAGCCCAUCAUCCGCCGCCUGUCCAAGCGCAUCAUGAUGAUGACGACGACGACGACGACGACAUCGAUUGGUCCGAUGAAGUCCUCCGCUUUGUUCCAUUCUUUGGCCGGGUGCUGCAAACGGUUUGCGCUGGUAUUGGCCUCGCAGCGCUCUCUGGCGCCUUUCCCACUGUGACCACUGUUGAUGGCGUAUCGACGCAACUCGGUGGCGGCGUCUGGACGGCGCUGCUCGUUGUCUUGGUGCUGCUGCUUCUCCAAGGCGCCGCACUGGUCGUUCUUGUGUACAAAGACAUUGCGUCCCGCCCUCUUCAAGAGUGUGAGGACGACGAUGAUGCGAGCGUCCACUAUGUGCCGUUGACAACAAUUAUGAAAGCUACCGUGGUCGUCGACGUGCUCUUUAGCUUGGCCGGGCUCGUCGUCGGACUUUCAACCGCAGCCAGCGACCUCAACGCGAGUUGCGGAAGCGUGGACGGCGGCCUCUUGCGCUGCGGUCCUCUGCGCACAGCGAUUGCAUUUGACCUUUUGACAUUGCUGGUGAUGUGGACGCUCCUCGGUCUCUGGGUCGCGCGCAUGGACCCGGACGAGCGCCGCUUCCACGCCGGGUGGCCGGUGUCGCCGAGCGAAGCCUCGCACCGCGUUCCGCCCGAGCCCUACGCUGCACAUGCCACGUAG
Saprolegnia parasitica CBS 223.65 is the source of this 1230-nucleotide messenger RNA. RefSeq lists its product as hypothetical. Bases 1 to 1230 code for a protein of 409 amino acids. Lineage: Eukaryota; Oomycota; Saprolegniomycetes; Saprolegniales; Saprolegniaceae. The record is from RefSeq and is a predicted model, not a curated record. The transcript is spliced from 2 exons.